Messenger RNA from Hyalella azteca, 2965 nucleotides. RefSeq names its product GTPase-activating protein skywalker (gene sky). Bases 218 to 2881 code for a protein of 887 amino acids. NCBI's taxonomy places the organism in Eukaryota, Metazoa, Arthropoda, Malacostraca, Amphipoda, Hyalellidae. The record is from RefSeq and is a predicted model, not a curated record. The transcript has 13 exons.
CGAGGCUGUUGUGCAAAUUUACUGAAUUGCGUCUGUUUACAAGUGGCGUUGUAGUUCAGUUGGUGUUAUGUUGUGAAAUUUUGUUAUACCGCAUUUGUGCGUAGUUGUACCUUUCACGAGUUUGCAAGAGCUAAUCAUAACCGUGCGGUAUUUCACAUAUUUUUUCCGAGGUUUUUACAAAUAUUUUUUUCUCAAGAUCCAUCCUCGGCACGUCAAGAUGUUUUCCUACGAUAUGAUUGCUUACAUUUAUCCUCGUGCCUUUGCAGCCUCAAGAGGCUUUAAGCUCACUCAUCACGGGUGGACCUCGUCCUUGUCGUCGACAUCGUCACAAGCUUCUACUCGUACUCCUCGAUCACUUCUCCGCCGUCAUGAAGUCCACUCGCCGCAGUACGCUCAUGGAUCACGGCUGAGUUCUGUUCAUUGUCAAUCCUCUGAUCCUGCUGACGAACCAGACGAGUCCCAGGGCCUCUGGUCUUCAGUGGAAGACUUGGCCGGCCUCUCCCACGAGGACGCGCCCAACUCCCACACAUUCAGGAGAUCCUACAGACCAUCUUCGUCCUCUCGCCUCAAAGCUCACGCUGUUCCCAACCACUCCUCGGCUAAUAUUACCAACUCCAGAGCCCGCCGUAGUACCAGGAACUCCAGUCGCAGAAAUCGCAGCAAGAACUCGAAUGCUUUGCAUAUGAAAGCCGUCGAUCAGUUCAUCGCAGAAGCUCAAGCCCGCGACAUAAAUUCUGAGGAUCUCGUAAGCUGUGCUACCGCCCUCAUCAACGAGAGGCUCCAGGCAAUUAAGAACGAAGAACUUGUACUCGACUGGAGCAGCCCUGCUGAUUUCGCUGACGAGUCGGUCCCUAAGAUUCUCGCCUGUGAAGAGUCGCUCCCUGCUGAGCCAAUCCGUGCGUCGUUGCCAUCUGACGUUCAGUCUCGCAACUGCACCAACGCUCGUGGCAUCCCAGCGGCAGCGUUCCCCCCCUCCCUCAUAAAGUGGCCUGGACUCAACAGCAACAAACAAAAGCGCCUAGUCGAGAUAAAGAAGCAGGUGAAAUUCCUAAGCAAUAUCAUCAAAAUGACCAUCGAAGGCUCACAAGAGCUACAGCAGUCCGGGGGCCUCGGGGGUGCCAUACCGGCGCCCUUCUCACCUUUCGUGGACGUGUCGUGCAUCCCGUCGUCCGCCCUCACGCACGCGUCCGCUGAUGCUGCAUACCUGCCGUCCAUUGAGGAGCUCAAUGAACUCCUCUUGAGCGGCAAAGAAAAAGAGGCGAAGUCUUUGAUGCGCGGCGCUGGUGGCUCAGUGACGUGCCCAGCUCGGCCCGCCCUCUGGAAGGAGCUCUGCAAGCGACAAACUUCCGAGCAGUUCUCCGACUCGUUCUAUUACGACACUCUCUUGCAAAUUUACGGUACCAAAGAACUAAACGAGUGCCAAGUGGUGCUGCCCAUGUUCGUGGACCAGAAGCAUCUUGGCAGGGCCCUCAAUAGCGAUGGUGUAGCGGCGUGCGCUCGCGUCAUCUCUGUUCUUGCUUAUUAUUAUCCUCCCAUCACCCACGCUCCUCUGCUGUACCCUCUCACCGCUACCCUCCUCCUCUACAUGAAAGAAUCAGACGUGUACAACAGCCUGUCAGCGUUGGUGUGCAGUGCUAAAGUAACCUUCGCUACCCAAACAAAAAUCGCCCAUGAAGUUGGCUGGAGGACCACCCUCGUGUUGGCCCGCAAACAUGUCGGCGCCGCAUUCUCAACCUUGGAGAAAUUCGGCAUUGACUCCAAACAAGUGGAAGUCGCUUUCCAGAACUGGCUUUGGUGGAUCUUUGAAGGCCUUCCACUGCCACACUUGAUACGUGUUGUUGAUUGCUUUCUGCUGGAGGGGUGGAAGGUGCUAAUGAGAGUCGCCCUCGCCAUCUUCCACAUGUUCAUGCGUCAGGUGACGCGUGAUCCUUCCACUGCUGCCGCCCUCUCCACCAGGGGCUUCAACGAGGCCCUGCUACGAUACUGCCACGCCAUUACAGCAUCACCAGCUAAACUUUUGAAGACUGCGUUCGGCAUUCGCGCUCUGAGCAAAGCAGAGAUUCAGAAAGUGAUGUUAAAGACAGAACACAGCCUCAAGCGCCACGGCACGGUCUCAGAGACUGCUGAGGGCGCGACCAGCACCCACGAGAACAUGACUGGCAUGAACAGAGCCGUGUCUCUGGAGGGGCUCCCAAAUGCCUCCUCGCAGGCUGAUGUUCAGAUGGUCUCCCGCACGCUUAACCUCAAGGAGGGAACGCCACAGGCCCCCCGUACGCGGGCGCUGGGAGACUUCCCUAUCCGCCACUUGGUGUCUAAAAUUGCUAGUAUGGACGAGUUAUUGACGAUUUGGAACUGGAUACCUGUGCGCAUGACCAUGUACCAGCCUAGCCUCCUCUACACCACUGAAGAACAUGGCUCGUCCUUAACUACUUUCUAUCAGCGAGUUGAAAACCACGAACCAACAAUACUGUUGGUACGAACCACCUGCGACCACGUGUUUGGAGCUUACUGUUCUGUGGCUUGGAAUAACCGCAACAAGCGCGACGAGUUCGGCAACAAACAAACGUACUACGGCACCGGGGAGACAUUCCUAUUUAGUCUACGGCCCGUGCCCGCCAAGCAUCAGUGGGUGGGCAUCACCCAGCAGAAACACAACGCGGCGCUCUCGAGCGUCCAGCAUUCUGCUGAGCUUUUCAUGCACGGCGACGAGGACAUGAUCACCGUUGGUGGCGGCGAUGGUCAAGGUCUAUUCUUGGACCACGAGUUGCAGUUCGGCAAAACUGAAAAGUGCCUGACGUUCGACAAUCCUCCGCUCUGCCCCACCGGCGACUUCGAGAUCAAAGUAGUGGAAGUUUAUGGCAUUGACGUCACCAAUGCAUAAAUCAUUUCACGCACAUUAUUCUGAUUGUAUACAUUACAUAAAAUAUAUUUAAGUUAUUUAUUUGAAAAACUAUUGAGUAAAGUA